AUGCUGUCAAUGGCUACUGGAGAAAGGAGACGACACAAGUAUUUUUGCCACUGUUUCAUGAUCCUCACAUGGGACUUAAUGUGCAGGGCCAACAACACAGAGACAAUUCUUAUUGACCAGAUGCAAUGGCAUGGUGAUCACUUGGAGAUCAAAUUAAGUCCACAAAAGGAUACCAAUAAGGGAGAGAAAAAACGUCUUCCAAGACGUCUACGUGCCAAUCCGCAACAACCAGGAGCAUGUCCAAUAGUUGCCCUUGCACUUUACUUGGGUCUGGUGGCCAGGCGUUUGGAGAUGAAUUGGCUCUUGUUUUCCAGGGAAUUCCCAGCACAAACGUUUCAUGGAUGGGCUAAGCAAGAUCCUCACAGACCACAAGAAUGA
Molecule: messenger RNA, 378 nt
Organism: Cylindrotheca closterium
Lineage: Eukaryota; Bacillariophyta; Bacillariophyceae; Bacillariales; Bacillariaceae
Source: the annotation of a GenBank genome assembly